Messenger RNA from Crotalus tigris (Tiger rattlesnake), 2916 nucleotides. Its product is annotated as RNA-binding protein Musashi homolog 1-like. Bases 1810 to 2592 code for a protein of 260 amino acids. The record is from RefSeq and is a predicted model, not a curated record. The transcript is spliced from 10 exons. NCBI's taxonomy places the organism in Eukaryota, Metazoa, Chordata, Lepidosauria, Squamata, Viperidae. Gene Ontology annotation, molecular function: RNA binding. Gene Ontology annotation, cellular component: cytoplasm.
UUGGGGGGGGUCGCGGCAUUAAAAAGCUUGAGAGCCACUGGUCUAGCAGUAGUACAGCGAGCCUGGGAGCAGAUCCUUCCCCUCUCCCACGCCUGCAGCCCUCUGAACGUGCCCCGCCUCGCCGUCCCGCCUGACCGCCUGGGGGGCUCGGCUGCUGACUCCAGCCAGUAUUCGGGGGUAGCUGCCCCCCUGUUUGGUCAGCUGAGGAGGGGAUCCCCGUUGUUGCCUGUCCAACUCGGGCCCUGGAGGCUGUCCAGUGGCAGGACCUGGAGCCGGCUGAGUGCUGGAUAGCCGGUGAGCAGGUGGCCCUCCACUUCAGCCUCGCCUUGGCAGCUGGUCCAGCGAGGAGAGCCUGGCCUGUGCUGAAGGUCAGACCUAUAAAGGGCCUUUGUUGCUGGCCUCCCUCCUCCUGGAAGAAAGGGUCUCCCCCCCCCCAAAAAAGACUCAUUAAGCACGGAGGGGGACUCCUGGCCAAAUGAGCGGACUUUCUGUUCCUUUCUACGGGGCAGCAGGACAUUCCCCUCCCGUACCUUCCGCUUUAGGGAUUUUUAAAAAAGCUGCCAUUGUGAAAUCUCCUUGGAGGCGAAUUCGACUCUGACUGACAGCGUGAACAUAGCCAUGGAGUUUUCUUGGCAGCCGUGACAAAGCAUUUUGCAAUUGCCAGUUCUUCUGGGAUUCUUUUAAAACAAAAAAAAAACUUUGCCAUGUAACUUCAGUUCUCAAAUUUCCUGGUGGUCUCCUUUCAAAGUCAGCCGAUCCAGUUUUUCGAGAUCAGCCAAGGUCUGCCAUCUAAACACACACACACACACACACACACACACACACACACAAGUCAGAGAGAAGGCUGGCGUUCUGUAUACGGGGACCUAUUUUGCAGAGAUAUUAUGGGUUAUGUGAUCCAGUCUGCAGUUGUGCAACCGCAGAAACUUUGCAUCGCCUGCUGUCAGUGAGGGCUACUCCGAGUCUUGGCUGACGGGAGGUGGCGUUUUGAAUUUGUAUACCUGUCAGUGGCUGAUGGGGUUACAGUUCAGAAGAGCUGGAAAGGAGGUCAUCUAGUCCACCCCGCUCAGUUCAAGAACACAGGUGGCCUUCCGCCCUUGUUUGAAAGCGUCCAGCACAGGGAGCCCACUGGGCCCCAUUGCUUGACCCAUCAAGAAAUGCCCCUCCUUUCAAACUGAAAACAGAGAAGAGAAUAGAAUAGAGCUGGAGGGGGCACCCUGUUGCUCAGGAGAAGAUCCGUGUUGACCAUUUCCCCUUCUCUUGCAAGCAGCUCCUGCUUUCUGGAUGAAGUCUUCUCGUUUUUCAGGUGGGACGUCCAGGCCUGCUCUGGGCUUCUGGUUGGCUCAUGCCUUGAAGAUGCCCACUAGUCUCCCCAGCCUGGGAGUGGCAUUAAGGCUCCUUCUAAGCUUGGGGUUCUAUAUGGGGGGCAUCAGGUGAAGUAAAGGCUGAUGGAAAUCAAUCUGCAGUUAACUAUGCAGGACCCUGGUCUGGAGAUACCUCUUUUGGGGAUGAUGCUGCGUGUCUCUUGGACGGCUGAUCCGUGGGGAGAGGAGGGGGGGGCAGCUCCUAGGAACCCCUCUCUGGCACAGCCUGAUCUGCAAAACUACAGGCAGCCACUAGAAGGCAACUUCUGCGUAUCUCUGCAGCCCCGAACCCCCUAGAUGUGACCCAGAUCUCUUGGCCCCCCAACCCAGACUCCCUCCGUGAGCUGCCAGGGGAGGCAGCCCUGUUCCUUCUGCGCAUUUUAAAAAUAACCCCCCCCCAUGAGGCUUCUUUCGGAGUCUGCCUCCGUCUGAAGGCAGAACGGAAAUGCGCCAAGGGGAGAUGCUAUUUAUACCUCCUGUAUGUAAACCCUGGAUCUGCCCAACCCACACGCUCAAGGGCAUCUCCUGCUCAGCGCCGGUUCCAGCAGGACGCCAAGAGGUGGACGAUGCCAUGCUGAUGUUUGACAAGACAACUAAUCGGCACCGAGGCUUUGGGUUUGUCACCUUCGAAAGCGAAGACAUCGUGGAGAAAGUCUGCGAGAUUCACUUCCAUGAGAUCAACAACAAAAUGGUGGAAUGUAAAAAAGCUCAGCCAAAGGAAGUGAUGUCGCCCACCGGCUCCGCCAGGGGACGCUCCCGCGUGAUGCCCUACGGAAUGGACGCCUUCAUGCUGGGCAUUGGCAUGUUGGGAUACCCGGGUUUCCAGGCAGCCACCUACACAAGCCGGAGCUACACCAGCAUUGCACCUGGGUAUACCUACCAGUUUCCCGAAUUCCGGGUAGAACGGACCCCCCUUCCGAGUGCCCCUGUUCUCUCUGAGCUUACAGCCAUACCUCUCACUGCUUAUGGACCAAUGGCGGCAGCAGCAGCGGCGGCCGUGGUACGAGGGACAGUGUUGCUUCCUCCGGUAGGUUCCACCCCCAGCCGCACUGGCGGCUUCCUGGGCACCACCAGCCCCGGGCCGAUGGCUGAGCUUUAUGGAGCAGCCAAUCAGGAUUCAGGAGUCAGCAGUUACAUCAGUGCGGCGAGUCCCGCCCCCAGCACCGGCUUCGGCCACAGCCUAGGGGGGCCUUUGAUUGCAACGGCAUUUACUAACGGUUACCAUUGAAGCUGAGGACCAAGAAAACAGAUGAUUCCCCAGUGAGCACCCCCAGGAGAGUGAGCUGGAGGACUCAGCAGACCCGGAGGGAUGAGCCAAGGUUUCAUUUUCAUUCAAAAACUGCACACUUGUGGCUGUUAGCUGGGCUCCGGCCAGCCCCCCCCCCUCCCGCUGGCCAGAAAGCACUGGAUUGGGAGGCAAGGAGGUGCGCUCCUCCGUCUCCUCUGCUACUAACCACAGACCGUUUACACUUCUCCCAAGCCUCUGACCCACUGCUUCUACUUUUAUUUAUUUUCUUAGCCUGUUAGUUCUUGUUUUUUUUAUUUUUUAUUU